Molecule: messenger RNA, 972 nt
Organism: Aspergillus calidoustus
Lineage: Eukaryota; Fungi; Ascomycota; Eurotiomycetes; Eurotiales; Aspergillaceae
Source: the annotation of a GenBank genome assembly
AUGACCAUGGGAUCGUUAUCAGGACCAGUACACGCGCCUGCAUGGCGAGAGUUCAUCAAUGAGCUCGGCGAUCCGCUCUUGAUGCCCGGCACAACAGUCGAUGCCUUAUAUGGAGACUCCAAGGCCAAUAUCCAAAAGCUCCUCGCAAAAUACACCUUCCCCGAACCCGACUCUAGCAUUCAAACCGAGGAUAUCACACUAAAGGACGGCGUCUGGGUGCGGAUAUAUACACCUCCGGAUCUAACAAGCACCGACCUCACGAUCUUCAUGCACGGCGGCGGUUGGGUCAUGGGCAGCGUCCACCACGAAGACGCUGCCGUGCGCGGAAUCUGCGCGGCGACGAAGAAGACCGUUGUAAGUAUCGGAUACAGACUCGCGCCCAAACACAGGUUCCCCGUUGCGCUUGAAGACUGUCUGUAUGCGACCCUGUGGGCGCUGGAGCAUUUCUCGGCAUCGACAUCGUCCGCUGUGCUUAUGGGUGGAUCUGCCGGCGCGAACCUGGCCUUUGGCGUCGCGCUGAGGCUCCUCGAUGCUGGGAUGGGCGAAAAGUUCAAGGGUGUGCUCGCGCUGGUUCCAUGUGUCGUGCAUCCUGACGCUGUCCCCGCGGAUAAGCGGGACAAGUUUACCUCGUAUGAGGAGAACGCCGUUGCGACAGUGAACACGCUCGCUGCGAUGAAGUGUUUCCUCGAUAGCUAUGGCCCCCCGGUGGACGAUGUUUAUUUCUCAGUGUUGCUGCAUCCUCGGAUUCGGGAACUGAAGAAGGUCUAUAUUGUCGAGUGUGGCGCCGAUACACUCCGGGAUGAUGCGAGGCUGAUGAGGGAUGCACUGCAGGAAGUGGGCGUGCCUUUGAAGUAUGAUGCGUACGAGGGAUUUCCGCAUUACUUCUGGUCCUAUCCGUCGAAGUUUUUGAAGGCCGAUUCGGACAGAUUCCAUCAGAAUAUGUUUGUGGCGGUCGACUGGUUGCACGAGUGA